UGUAUAAAAAAAAAGUCAUUGCCGUGAUCAACACCAGUCGUUUGGACAAACAUUUAAGUGAUUUUAUGUAGUAAAUAGGAUUCCAAAAGAGAAAUCAAGGUGCUUGGGAAAAUAUCGAGCUCUUGAAGAACGGUUUAGGAAAAUAAUGACACGUUGUUCUUUGAGGAAAACUGUGCUGGUAUCGCCUUAUACCCUGCAAAGGCAAAUCAGAUCUGAGUCAAAUUUUCAAUUCCCGCCGCCAACCAUCACUCACGCGUACCUGCACACCCAAAUCCCGUUUCGAAAAGAUAUAAAAGAAGGUCGCUGAACACCCUCGCGUCGAUUUUCUUCUUCUUCUUUUUUUCUUUAGCUUUAGAGUCUUUUUCUACAUUCUACACAUCAUACAUCAUGGUCGUUCAAGUCGGUAUUAACGGUUUCGGUCGUAUUGGUCGCAUUGUCCUCCGUGCUUCCAUUGAGAACCCCAACGUUGAAGUCGUUGCCAUCAACGAUCCUUUCAUCCCCUUGGACUACAUGGUCUACAUGUUCAAGUACGACUCCACCCACGGUCGUUUCAACGGUACCGUUGAAGCCAAGGAUGGUAAGCUCGUUGUGAACGGCAAGUCCAUUGCUGUCCACGCUGAGCGUGAUCCCUCUCAAAUCCCCUGGGGUCAGUCCAACGCUUACUAUGUUGUUGAAUCCACUGGUGUCUUCACCACCAUUGAAAAGGCCAAGGCUCAUUUGGUCGGUGGUGCCAAGAAGGUCAUCAUCUCGGCUCCCUCCGCUGAUGCUCCCAUGUUCGUCUGCGGUGUCAACUUGGAAGCCUACAAGUCCGAAUACCAAAUCAUCUCCAACGCUUCCUGCACCACCAACUGUUUGGCUCCCCUUGCCAAGGUCAUUGAUGACAACUUUGGUAUCGUCGAAGGUUUGAUGACCACUGUCCACGCUACCACUGCUACCCAGAAGACCGUUGACGGUCCCUCUGGUAAGGACUGGCGUGCCGGUCGUGGCGCUGGUGCCAACAUCAUCCCCGCUUCCACUGGUGCUGCCAAGGCUGUCGGUAAGGUUAUCCCCCACUUGAACGGCAAGUUGACCGGUAUGUCCUUCCGUGUCCCCAACCCCGAUGUCUCCGUUGUCGACUUGACUGUCCGCCUCGAAAAGGCCGCCUCUUAUGACGACAUCAAGGCCGCUAUCAAGAAGGCCUCCGAGAACGAGCUCAAGGGUAUCCUCGGCUACACCGAAGACGAAGUCGUCUCCACUGACUUCUUGGGUGAUGCCCGCUCUUCCAUCUUUGAUGCCAAGGCCGGUAUCUCUUUGAACCCCAACUUUGUCAAGUUGGUCUCCUGGUACGAUAACGAAUUCGGUUACUCCAACCGUGUCAUCGACCUCUUGAUCCACGCUGCCAAGGUCGACGGUGCUCUCUAA
Messenger RNA from Radiomyces spectabilis, 1401 nucleotides. RefSeq names its product glyceraldehyde-3-phosphate dehydrogenase. Gene Ontology annotation, biological process: glucose metabolic process. Gene Ontology annotation, molecular function: oxidoreductase activity, acting on the aldehyde or oxo group of donors, NAD or NADP as acceptor; NAD binding; NADP binding. The coding region runs from base 388 to 1401 and encodes 337 amino acids. Lineage: Eukaryota; Fungi; Mucoromycota; Mucoromycetes; Mucorales; Radiomycetaceae. The transcript is spliced from 3 exons. The record is from RefSeq and is a predicted model, not a curated record.